CCGGCGCACUCGCGCAUGGAGCGCGCCGGGGACGGCGGCGCGAUGGCGGCGGCGCUGAGGGCGGCCAAGCGGCAGCUGCGGGCGGAGCUGCGGCAGCGCCUGCGGGCGCUCGGCGCGGCCGAGAAGCAGCGCCAGUCCCGCCUGCUCGGGCGCAAGGUGAUUGACCAUCCCAAGUACCAAGAAUCCAAAAGAAUUGCAAUCUUUCUGAGUAUGCCAGAUGAAGUCCAGACAGAAGAAAUCAUUAAGGACAUUUUUAAGCAAGGCAAGGAGUGUUUCAUCCCCCGUUACAAACCUCAGAGCAAUCACAUAGACAUGCUGAAGUUAUCAUCUGCUGAAGACAUUUCUUCACUUGCUUUGACGUCCUGGAAUAUUCUUCAGCCCAGUGAUGAUGACAUUGCAAGAGAGGAAGCUCUUGCUGGUGUUCCCAGUCUUGCCCCAGACAGCAGGAAUAGCAGCAGUCAGCGAAAAGAAAGUCCUUUGGAGUCCUCACAGCUGAGAUGGAUCUGGCAGGAGGAGCUGAGCCUGCAGCUCCAUGUGCUCUAUCUGUGCACCAAUACCAGCUUAAGCAGUUUUCCCUCCUUGUGGUUUCAGCCUGUUCCUGCCUCUCUCUGGUGAGCUGGAUCAACCUGCUGCUCUGCGUGAAGAUUAUUUCCCUCCUUUCCCCUCUCCUGUUUUUGUUGGGAUUUUUUGAACCCCAAAGAGUUUAUCCAGUUUACCUUGUGGCCAGAUCAGUGCCAUGAGUGUGGGGAGGGGGCAAUGAGGAGCCAGGAUGGAGAGAAUGUCCCCUGUGGCACAGGUUCUUAGAGAGAGUCGUGGGGCCAGCCAUGCAGAUGUGACUCCAGUAGUGAUACAGGGAGGGGGGCAUCUUCAGAAAGCCACAGAACUCACCCUGACACGUCUCUCCUAAGCCUGUGCCUAUGGCAGCUUUUCACAUUAUUUGCAGCAUUGCAUAAGCCUGGCUCAAACGGGUUUGAACAGUGCUAAAGCCACAUCAUCACCAGUGAGGGUGCUACAAGUAAGAUUUCAAGUUCUUGCUACAAGGCACAGAGCAACAGAGCUUCUCUCCUCUUUAUUUAUUUAUUUAUUUUUUUACUAGCUGUGAUCUUGGAAACCAGUGAACCAUUUUGCAGGAAUAAAAUAAACAUAACCCCCUUGCCCCCAUCUCAGUUUGGCAUAAAUACCCAAGCUGAAAAAUGUCAGCAUUUAACAAUAUAGCAUCUUAUAUAUAAUGGGGAGUGCUGAAUUUUCUGCUACUACUCAACUACAGCAUAAUGAAUUUUUGCUUUAAGAAAUGAAUGUAUUAAGAACUUGAGUUGUAUUUUAUAAUUUAAUUUGGAGACUUCUGGCAUUUUCAGCACUGAAAAAUUUGGUGGCCUACUGAUCAUAGCAUUUGUGUUGUAACUUCAAGAUAAUUAGUGAAAUAUUAACUAGAUAAUCAAUUCUUCCAAUGACAGUAAAAAUUUAUUAUUAAUAAAAAGAAAAUAUCUGAAUUUGAAAUAAAAUAAGGAAGUACUAACAUAUGUCUAGCAGAAACUUCUUUUCAGCUUUGUUUUCGUAUAACCUUUUGAAUGUUGGCUUUUAAGGUUGAGGUAGUUUUAUCUUUCUGCCCUUUUAACUUCCAGAACACUGUGAGACUUGCUGUAGCAUAAAUUACAGCAACCUGCUGGUAGCAGAAGCAGACAGGGACAGCUUACCUGUGUGGUGGCAUUUAGUUUAUAAGGGUUUAUGCCAGGGAACAUGAUUCUCUUGCAAGGAAACUGCUGGCUACCUCUAACCUACAGUUCCAAACCUCAAGUAGUUUGAAAUUAUUCCUGAGUGGCCAUUAAGCCUAUUUGAAACUUUGCCAUUGGGAUUUGCCCUGCAGAAGCAUUUUUGUCUGAAGAAACUAUUUUUUUACCUGUCUUUAAAUUCCUGCUAUUUAUUCAUGCAUUCAAAGAUUCUGCAUUUGCUGCCAGGACUGAUGGCCUUGUGAUGCCAUCAGUACUCUUAGUUAUUCCAAAUUUUAGCACAGUUCUUGAGAAGUGUGACUGAAUUGAUGGCAGCACAGUCUUAAGAGGAAUAGGUUUGACUUAGAGCUGCAAAAUAAAAUGCAAUUUUAAAAAAGGAUAAUGGGCUCCUCCCCCAGCCCCCCAAAAAACAUGCACCAGAAGUGAGAGGAUUUUGAAAGAUGAGGCACAUUAGAGUUUAGAAAUAAAAAACACUUGUGAGUAGAAAAUGCUGUGGCUUGAAGCAUAGGGAAGGUCUAUUAUCCUACUUCAGCUGUCCAUGGAGGCAUAAUGGGACUAUACAAAAUGAUGCUAAUCAUUCUGAAAAAAUAUAUGUAGUAAACAAUGCUCAGAGGUAACUGGGAAUAUUUAAACGAGCUAUAUGCAGAUAGGAAUGUAUCAAGAAUAAUGAAAUAUGGGUACAUGAAAAGCAGAGAUGUUAAAUGUUUCUGCUUAGGAAAAAAAAAAAAACAAAAAAAAUACUCCAAACAAGAUUGUAAAGUGAUUGAAGGUACUAUUAGAUUUUCUUUUCCUCUGGGAGACUUGAUUAAAACUUGCAGUACAAAAUAUGUCAAGGGAGAGAUUAUAAUUUAAAAUCUUUUUACACUGGUCAUAAAAAGAAAACCUGAGAGCAUGGCACAAUACAAAAUUGAAAAUCGUGGCUUAGCUGCUAAUGUAAUUUAUUUUUUAAUGAAAUGAUUUAAAGUUUGGAAUGAACUUCUGUUUGGAGACAAUGAUCCUUAGUAUUUUUGAUAUGCAAAAGAAGAACAAAA
Molecule: messenger RNA, 2758 nt
Organism: Taeniopygia guttata (zebra finch)
Lineage: Eukaryota; Metazoa; Chordata; Aves; Passeriformes; Estrildidae
Source: RefSeq, a predicted model, not a curated record